Recurvomyces mirabilis is the source of this 2769-nucleotide messenger RNA. It is a transcript of the gene SIP5, whose product is annotated as SNF1-interacting protein. Gene Ontology annotation, cellular component: cytoplasm. Bases 1 to 2769 code for a protein of 922 amino acids. The record is from RefSeq and is a predicted model, not a curated record. The transcript has 2 exons. Lineage: Eukaryota; Fungi; Ascomycota; Dothideomycetes; Mycosphaerellales; Teratosphaeriaceae.
AUGGGCAGCAGCCACAGCAAAGACGAGCGAAGAUCUUCGCGGCAGGAGAAUCCGAGGCGCGUGAGCUCCGGCAGCGCGCGGACUACUCAAUCGUCCCCUCCUCCUGCUCAACAGACGCCGGGUGAUCGGCUCACUACGCAUAUCUAUGCUGCGCGGAAUGCUGGUGCGAGAGGAAGCAGGCCGGACCUGAAUUUCUUGAGCAUCGGACGGGAUCGAGGCGGAAGCGAUGACACACCCCCACCUGAGCGGGUGAGGGAGACGAAGCAGGAGAAGGAGGCUCGGAGGGUGGAGAAGGAGAGGCAGGCGAGGGUAAAGGAGCGGGAGCGGAGUCUGCAGGAGGAGAGUGUGGAUGGGGGGUUCCUGGUCACAUUGGGCACGUAUACUGGACCCGAGGAUUUUAACAAGGGGAUUGUCAGGCAGCUGCAGCUCGAGAGACGAUUGGCGCCUUUCUGGAAGGGCCUCGAUGAUCAUAAUGAUUCUUGGACGGAGGCUCAGCUCGUGGCUGCUGUGAGGGGCCUGCCUAUUCCGGCUGCUGAUGAGGUUCCUGCUGAGCUGCUGCCGCCUUCGCCUAUCGAUCCGAGGAGCUCGGAGACGAAUAUCAAUAAUCUUACGGUGCCGAUAUCCUCGCGGUCACAAUCCUACCAGUCGGAUAUGUCUGGUAAUCUAUCCGCCUCACACCCUGCUUUUUCAAGCUCAGGACCAACAUCACCAACUUUCCCGCCACCAUCAUCUUCCGCGACAUUCCGAGGUCGUGCCAAGACUUUGGCAUCUCUGGCCACAGGCAGUAAGAGUUCGUCUGAUCUGACUCAGCGUGAGAUUCAGCUGCCAAAGGACCCAUAUGUCAAUGGACUUCCGACAGAAGCUUACCUGUACCGCGGAGCCCUGGAAUGUCCCAUCUGCUUCAUGUACUACCCACCCUACCUCAACAAGACUCGAUGUUGUGACCAAGCCAUCUGCUCCGAAUGCUUUGUCCAAAUCAAGCGGCCGGAUCCUCAUCCGCCAGAACACGAACAGCCUGGCGAGCCACGACCUCCGGAGGAAGAAGCGGAGACAUUAGUGUCAGAGAUCGCGUCAUGUCCUUUCUGCGUCACUCCCGAAUUUGGUGUAACAUACGAGGCGCCACCUUUCAGACGAGGCCUGGCUUACGCGAAUCAAGCCAACACACAUCCAUUGAAAAGUCUCAACUCCGCCAUGUCCUCUUCAUCCUCUCUCCAAUCCGGACCAGGACGGCGGCGAGCAACUUCGUUAUCUGCGAGUUCUUCCCAAGUCGUCACUACUGAUAAGGUCAGGCCGGAUUGGGCCAAGAAACUCGCUGAUGCGCGCGCGCAUACGCUACGGAGAUCUGCGGCUGCGACUGCAUUGCAUAAUGCUGCUUAUGUGCUUGGGAAUCAGGGCGAUGGACAGAUUCGGGGUGGGUUGGGGUUUGGGAGGAGGCGGAGGACGUUGUUCGGUGAUAGUCCUGGUGCUAGUGGGAGUGGGACACCUCAGACGGGCGACGGCAGUAGUGAUAUUCUAUCUGCUCGCACCAGCUCCCGCCGCACUCGCGUCGACGACCUCGAAGAGCUGAUGAUGAUGGAAGCUAUCCGGCUCUCUUUAGCAGCCGAAGAAGACCGCAUGCGCAAAGAAGACAAGGAAGCGAAGAAAGAUGAAAAGAAGAAAGCGAAAGAAGAUAAAAAGCUGGCUAAGCAGGACGCGAAACUGGCCAAGCGCCAUCGCAACGGCAGCGGGACGUCACUCUAUCCAUCCAGCACAAACGAGAGCACCAGCUCCUGGGCUGGAACGUCUAUGGUACGAUCGACGAGUAAUCUCGGUAUGCAACCUACUUCUAUCCCCGAAGAGCAUUUCCAUGGUAAAGGUAAAGCGCCAGCCCAGGAUUUCGCGCGUUUCAAUCCCCUUACCGAGCCCUCAUCGACUUUCAACACGGAACUCCGCGACGAGCACCCUAGGCCCUCGGAGUCGCCUUCACCAGGUGCAACUUCCUCCUCAAACCCCACCGAAGCACCCCAACGCCAUCUCGAAGCCUCGCGAGCCACUAUCCUCCCCGCCGCGCCCGCCUCCUCGAGUCCUAUACCCAUGCCCAGCAGUGCUACCUCCCGCGGCACCCACCUAAGACAAUUCAGCAAUACCUCCUCGACCGCUUCCUCCUUUGUCGAUUCCGCUCCUGGAAGUGUUCCGAUCGGAAGUCCGAUGGAUCUGACUCCCGGGAUGGAGGCGGAUGCGGAUGGGACGCCGGUGGCGGGGACGACGCCGAGUGGGAUGGAGCCGAUGUUCAAUUUUCGGUCGUUGGCGGCUAUGAUUGGGGAUGUGGAGGAGGGUGGACAUGGGAAGGGGGAGGGGGAGGGGGAGGGGGAGAAGGGGAGGGGCAGCGAGCAUGUUGAAAUUGCGCCGUCGCACCAGCACGGGACUGCUGGCUUGACGAUUGACCGCGAUGCUGCUGCGGCGACGCAUCCACCACCCCUUGGUCCGGAGAUGAAUUCAAGUCUCCGCGACCUCAGCAACGGCAGGACCCGAGGCGAUAGCGCCGAAUCCUCUUCUUCCUCUUCCGGUGGUGUUCCCCCGCCGGUUUAUGUCGAGCAUAUGAUCCCUCCUACCCCGAAUUUGGAGGUUGAAGAGGGGGACUUGAUCAUGCCGGCGCCGGUGCCUUCGGAGAGGAGGAUGGUUCACGAUGUUGACGCUAAGGAAUUUGGGGGCGUGAGGGUGUUGGAUGGACAGGGGCAUGGACACGGGCACGGCCUUGGGGAGGCGAGGAGGCAUGAGGCGACGCAGUAA